UUAUAAUAUUAUGAGACAUUGUCGGUAAUGUGUUUACAUUAUUCGGAGAGAUCAUUUUAUAUUCAUUUGUAAGUGGUGUGCGACGUUAUGGUACCACCUUAUGUUAAACAGACAUGGGCGGUGUUAGGUGUGCUCAUCAACAUGCUAGGACAAGGCAUGGUCCUAAGUUAUCCUUCUAGCCUGAUCCACGCUCUCCAGUCACCCGACUCAGAUAUACCCAUUGACAUACAUAUGUCAUCGUGGAUCGCAUCAUGCAUCGGGAUUGCCGGCUUUCCUGGGUUCUUCAUAUCUGGCUUACUCAUGGAUUUAAAAGGGAGAAAAAUGGCACAUGCAAUCGUCAUGAUACCUGGGACUAUUGGAUGGUUGCUAAUAUAUUUUGCCACGGAUAUAAGAACGAUAAUCAUUGGAAGGUUACUUGGUGGCUUCACAGCUAGUGCCACUGUUUGCUUAGGAGCUGUUGUUAUUGGAGAAUUUAGCAGUCCAUCUAAUAGAGGGAUGUUCCUUAAUAUGAAGACGGUCGCUGUUUGCUUGGGCAAUACUGUAAUUCAUAUUCUGGGAUACUUCUUGCACUGGAGAACUAUUGCGUUACUAGGUGUUGUGCCGCAUGCUGUCGCACUCACCAUUAUUAUAACCUGGCCAGAGAGCCCAGCGUGGUUAGCUUCAAAGAAACGGUUUGAAGAGAGCGAAAAGUCUUUCCUGUGGCUAAGAGGAAACAGUGAAUCAUCUCGGCGAGAAUUUGACGAGCUGAUCCGGGCUCAGAAGGAAAGAAUGUCGGAAAUACCAAUGAAUCUAACAAUGAAAACGAGGAUAAAGGAAUUUUUCAAGAAAUUCACGCGACGCGACUUUAUUAAACCACUCAUUAUAAUCAUAUUCAGCGCGACGUUGUUAGAAACGUGCGGUAGACACAUCUUUCCUGCAUAUGCGUUACAAAUCAUUGCUGCGGUCACUGGAAAUAAGAUGAAUUCGUUUUACUAUACUUUAGCAAUUGAUAUAAUUAUAACCACGAGCGCUACGUUAUCUUCAAUAUUAGUUAAACUAUUGAAACGGAGAACGUUAUUGUUCGGUACAGCGUUCCCUGCGAUAAUUGUAUUGUUUUGUGCUUGUCUAUAUUUAUUCUUAGUUGCUCAGGGAGUUAUUUCAGCAACACGCACUUGGAUACCAAUAAUGCUGUUUGUAUUGUACUUCAUUCUUGCCAAUUUAGGUUGUACACCCAUUCCACUGGCAUUAUUGGGUGAGGUCUUUCCUCUAGCUCAUAGAGGUUCAGGAUCGUUGAUAUCUGGUUUUGCCUUAUCUUUGUUAUUAAUGUUUGCUUUACAAGUAACACCAUAUUUGCUAGUUAGUGUUAAAGUUUAUGGUACGUUUGCGUUCUUUGGUACUCUUAUGGCUAUAUCGUUAAUUACCCUUCAUUUUAUCUUGCCUGAAACAAAAGAUAAAACACUUCAAGAGAUUGAAGAUUACUUUAAUAAUGGUAAAUUUAAAGAUAAAUUGGAUGAUGAAGCUGGUAUGAAGAUGCUUCACACUGAAAAAGAAAAUAAAGCAAAAGUGUAAUUAUUUUAGCUUUUCUAAUGUAUGUUUGUUUUCUAAAGUAUGUCAAAGAUCUUAAGAUAAAUAGUCAUUCAGUAACAAUAUCUUAGGACUAGUUGUUCUCAUAAGAGUGGAAUGAGAACAACUAGUCCUGAACCUAUGUACAAAUAUUUUUAAUAUAUAGCUUUAGCUAUGUAAUAUUAUUUUUUGUAAGAUUCAUUCGCCAUUUUAGUGUUAAGAUUUUUUACUGUAUUUUUAUUUUGUAUAAAAAUUAAUAAAACAAUUUUUUGUA
Molecule: messenger RNA, 1816 nt
Organism: Colias croceus (clouded yellow)
Lineage: Eukaryota; Metazoa; Arthropoda; Insecta; Lepidoptera; Pieridae
Product: facilitated trehalose transporter Tret1-like
Exons: 3
Coding region: 88-1548 (486 amino acids)
Biological process (GO): transmembrane transport
Cellular component (GO): membrane
Molecular function (GO): transmembrane transporter activity
Source: RefSeq, a predicted model, not a curated record